AUGGCAUCCUCGGGGAGCGACGUUCUCGCAUGGGAUGUCGAACCUGGAAACAGCACAGACAGCAACGCCCUCAGCGCAAUCGAGUGCUUCCUUAGCACCGAAAACGUGACCGCUGUGCCGCACAGAGGCGAAAGGCAUUGCAACGCAACGUGGGACGGCUUAUCAUGUUGGCCCAUGACUCGAGCGGGGCGCUUGUCGCAAGUUCCAUGUUUCGAGCAUUUCAAUGGACUGUAUUAUGACACAACGAAGAAUGUCACUCGGAUGUGUUUCGAUAAUGGAACGUGGCAGGACAAGAGCGAUUAUUCGAACUGCCAAGCGCUCAUAUCGCUCGACAACCAGACUCAAACAUCGAACAUAAUGAUAUACUCCAUCGGGUAUGGAUGUUCCAUGGUGGCGUUGAUAGUUGCUAUCUGGAUUUUUGUUUAUUACAAAGACUUGCGUUGUCUUCGGAACACCAUUCAUCUCAAUCUCAUGGUCACAUACCUUCUGACAGCGAUCGUUUGGUUCACUAUCCAGAGACUGAUUCUCGUUCGAGAAUUCGGAAACUUCACCUGUUACCUCUACAUACCUCUAACGUACCUCAUGGGGACCAGUUUCUUUUGGAUGUUUGUUGAAGGUUUGUACUUGUACAUUCUUGUCGUGAAGACGUUUUCGGUGGAACUAGUGAAAUUGUCAGCGUAUAUGUUCAUCGGUUGGGGAACACCAGCCGUGAUCGUUUUCAUCUGGGCUCUCGUGAAGUACAGUCUCACCCAGGACGAAACGUUCUCAGAAAGCAGUCCAAACUGCGUGUGGCGAGUUAGCGAUAUGUAUGAUCUCAUCUUCAGCGUGCCCGUCAUCCUGGUGCUUAUCGCGAACAUCUUCUUCUUGGCUCAAAUCAUGUGGGUUCUGAUCACCAAGCUUCGCGUUGCCACGACGGCAGAAUCACAACAGUAUCGGAAAGCUGCGAAAGCUCUUCUGGUCCUUAUUCCUCUGCUGGGCGGUUGUUACAUUAUCGUCAUAACGACGCCAAAUGAUUAUAAAUACCUGCAAGCACUUUUCAUUCCUACUCAGGGCUUCACAGUGGCGGUUCUGUACUGCUUCAUGAAUGGCGAGGUGCGGAACUCGGUGCGCCAUCAUCUUGAACGGUGGAAGACGAUGCGGGCCCUAGGAGGUCAUCACGGGGGCGCCCGUCACUCGGUAUCAAUCUCGUACCGGUUCCACAACCAGGCGGCAGCCGCCACCAACAACUACUUACCCAAUGCCAAUAACCAAUGCCAACCAUUAGCAAUGCCCAGUAUCCACCAAAACUACCACCAUUGCAACCAACAACAGCCGUCGCCCAGUAACAGUCUCCUUCCACAUGAUCAAAACAACCACGAACAACACCAUUCCCACCACCAUCUCCUCCACAAUCAUCACCAUCAUCACUCAGUUGUCGGUGGUGGUGAUGGUGGCGGCAACAGCAACGGCGGCGUUAACGGUCGCAAACACCAGACGACCGGCUGGCAGCAGCAGCAGCAGCAGCCAGGGUUAGAUGCAGUGCAGCAGCAGCAGCAGCAGGUAGAUAACCGCUACGGCUCCGAGGUCAACGACGACCAACAGACCCUCAUGGGGGGCGAGCCCAGAGACUUGCAGCUUGAACAGCAUAAAGCAAAUUCGGUGGCUGAUCGAAAGUCGAAAGCACUUCCAAGUUCCAAGAAAGUGGUGCUCAUAUCUAUUGACGAGACGAACGACGUAAGCAGCAAAAACAACAACGACAGUAACAAAGAUCCGGACCUAUAUGUUGUCGUUCGUGCGUCUUGCACCUAG
Messenger RNA from Galendromus occidentalis (western predatory mite), 1788 nucleotides. RefSeq names its product diuretic hormone receptor. The transcript is spliced from 8 exons. The coding region runs from base 1 to 1788 and encodes 595 amino acids. Gene Ontology annotation, cellular component: plasma membrane. The record is from RefSeq and is a predicted model, not a curated record. Gene Ontology annotation, biological process: adenylate cyclase-modulating G protein-coupled receptor signaling pathway; cell surface receptor signaling pathway. NCBI's taxonomy places the organism in Eukaryota, Metazoa, Arthropoda, Arachnida, Mesostigmata, Phytoseiidae. Gene Ontology annotation, molecular function: G protein-coupled peptide receptor activity; diuretic hormone receptor activity; peptide hormone binding.